AUGAUGGCCUCUCAAGAAAAUACACAGCGUAGUGGCUAUACGAAUAAAUUUGGUAAACCAAUUAGUAAUGAUGUUGAUCAAUGGUUUGCACAAGGUGUAAAAUCUGUAGGACCACCAAUCCACAGCGAAUUUUGUACAAAGACACAAACAUUUUAUAUUAUAUUAUUUGUUAUUGGUUUUAUUGUUUUGGCUACUGUUAUUAUAGUACCUAUUAUUAUUGGGAAUAUGAAACAAAGUGAAAGCGGUUAA
Rotaria sordida is the source of this 249-nucleotide messenger RNA. The record is from the annotation of a GenBank genome assembly. NCBI's taxonomy places the organism in Eukaryota, Metazoa, Rotifera, Eurotatoria, Philodinida, Philodinidae.